This is a messenger RNA of Cucumis melo (muskmelon), 495 nucleotides long. RefSeq lists its product as uncharacterized. Bases 1 to 495 code for a protein of 164 amino acids. Lineage: Eukaryota; Viridiplantae; Streptophyta; Magnoliopsida; Cucurbitales; Cucurbitaceae. The transcript has a single exon. The record is from RefSeq and is a predicted model, not a curated record.
AUGAAAAUCAAUGGAGAAACCUUCAAAAUAACACUUCCAACCACAGCCUACGAAGUCACAAGCCAUUAUCCAAACCACCUUCUCUAUGAAUCCAAAUCCCUAAACCAAUUUGGCCUCCGAGCCAAGCCUUUGGACCCUCACUGUCAGCUCAGACCUAAAACCCUUUACUUCCUCCUCCAAUUGCCAACCCUCUACGGCGUCGAUCGUUCGCUUCGUCGCACUUGUUCCGACCUUCAUUUGUCUGCCUCUGACCGUCUCGAGUGCCUUUUGCUCUCUCGACGUUCAGUUUCCGACCUCCAAACUCUUCGGUUCGAUCCUCAAAGAUCAUCAAUCCACGAUGGUGCUGCAAAGUCUGUGCAGGUCAAAUUUCAAUUGCCAAGGGCAGAAUUUGAGAGAUUGAUGAAGGAGUGCAAGAACAAUGUGGAGGUGACAAAGAAGAUUGUUGAUUUUUGUGCAAAAAGUAGAGAUAAUGUCUAUGGGCGACCAAGACCAUGA